AUGUUAAGUGACGAUUAAAUAUUAUAAAUAGUGUUGACAAUCGACAGUAUGAUACUACACUUGUAAUUUUACUUUACAGAUGAAAUCAAAUAUUUGAUAAUGGGAUUAUCUUCAGUUGGAUUUCACCUAAUUCUCUUCAUUGCUGAAUAAUUAUGUAGUAAUUCCUCAAUUAAAAUGACUCUGAACAUAUUUAAAUUAGCAUGGAUCCUAUUUAUUUCUUAAUUAUUGUAUCAAAAUUGGAUGGUCCAUAUAGGAAUUCAAAUUGUGUGCAUUUUCAAACUAAACUAGACCAAAACUAAAUUAUUGAUUCCUAUAGCAUUUGCUAUACAUUUAGUAUCAAUAACAUCAGCCAACCUUGAUUAUUUGCCAACCGGAAUAAUUAGAAAUUGUCUCUCCUACUUUUUAUUGCUUUUUCUCUUUAAGAAACAAUCCUAUAAUUUAAAUCAAGCACAAGAUAUAAUUAAAUAAAUCACAUCAAAUAUUUAUGUAAUAUUGGAUAACAAUUUGAAUCCAGUAUAUGAUGAAGAAAGAUUCGCAUAAAUACAGAAGGAGUAAGUGAUUAUUUCAUAGGAUCAUUAUGUCGAUAAUAUUCUUACUUAUAGAGAACCACUAAAAGUUGGAAUAUAUCCCUAAUUCAUUAAUAAUAAAAAUACUUAUGAAUUUAAACAUGCGCUUUCUCAACUAAAAACGAAUAAUAAAGAGUGGUCAAUGUAGAAAUUUGAUACUUUUACAGAUUCUGUAAUAAUAGUGAAGAAGGUGUAUUUGGGUAAUGAUCAUGUUUAUAAAUAUUGUAAUUGGAUCAAUUAAAAAAAACAACUAUUUUAUCUGGUUGUCAAAAAAUAAAAAAAAAAUAAAUUAAAUUAGAAUCAGAUUGAUAUUGCAGAUGAACGUACUAAAAAAAUGAUGAAGACCUUGAGCAAAGUUUCUCAUGAUAUGAGAACACCAUUAAAUGCAAUUAUAAAUAUGUAGCUUUGUUUGAGAGAAUAAAUAGACACUUACUUAUUCAACCGUUACUUAAAGCCCUCGCUUAAUUCUUGUAGAUUGCUCUUGAAUUUGGUUAAUGAUAUUUUAGAUUCGGCUUAAAUAUAGAACAACAAAAUCAGAUUAGUAUUUCGAAAGUUUAAUCUAAAACGGUUAAUAGAAAAAACAAUCUCAAUAUUUGAUAUUCAAAAAGAAAAAAAAGAGCUUAAAAUAAUCCUAAAUUAUUGUACUAAUUCACAAAUUAAUUAAUUUGUUAAUAGCGACAAAAAUAGAAUCAGGUAAGUAAUUCUGAAUUUAUUAAGUAAUGCUAUUAAAUAUUCAGAAGCUAAAAAGAUAAUUGUUAUCAAUUGUGAUUAUCAAAAAACCAGUUCGACAUUUACUAUUUAAGUCACUGAUUCAGGUUUGGGAAUCAAACCAGAGAAUUUAUAAUCUUUAUUUUAAGAAUUUUCAAGAGUUGAGGAUCUUGCAAAUAGGGAUGUAAAUCCUAAUGGAAUAGGUUUAGGAUUAUUAAUCAGCAAUGAAUUAUCAAAAUUAUUAUCAUCUAAUAAUGAAGGGAUCUCUGUUUAAUCAUAAUAUGGAAAUGGAUCUACAUUUUCAUUUUCAAUAUUUAAUCAAAAACCUUCAGAUGAGGAUCUAUCAGAGUCUUCUGAAAUGGCUGCUUAAGAAAUUCAGAAAUUACCUGAAUCUCAUUUUUUGAACACCCAGAGUUUAAGGUAGGCUUCAUAAGAUUUUGCUGUUGCUGUCAGACAAGCCUCAUGUGAAAAUUGUCAAGGAAUUCAAAUUUAAAGUAAUUAAGAUAUCAAAAAAUAUAAUCUGAGAGUCAAUUCAUCCAACCUAUUAUCUUCAAAUCGCCUAUUACCUUUUAAUACUGAUAAUGAGAAAUCCUACCAAAGAAAAUCCACAACUUAAUCUAAUUUGAUUAUUGAACAAAUCAACAGUUGGUCAGACCCUUCCCAAAAACAGCCCCCUAUUCUAAUCGUUGAUGAUAAUGAAUUUAACAUAAUUGUCCUUUAAUACAUAUUAGAAUAGUUAUUUUUAACUUGUGAUUCUGCUAUAUCUGGUGAAAUUGCAAUUAAAAAAUGUCGCCAAAGAAUUAAGGAUUUUAACCAAUAUAAAAUCAUCUUUUUAGAUAUUGAGAUGCCUGUUAUGGAUGGAAUGGAAACUGCAAAUAGACUAUUAGAUAUUGAUAAAUCAUUAAAAAUAGUUGCUUGUACAGGAAAUAGAUAAACGCCUGAGCAAUUAGAAGUCUACAAAAGAGUAGGAAUGUUUGGAGCCAUAGAAAAACCUGUUACAAAAGCUAACUUGAGAGAUUUGUUAUGUAAAAUUUUAGAAUCAAGAAAUGAUGCUUAAUUUUCUCAUUAUUUUUGA
Messenger RNA from Paramecium octaurelia, 2349 nucleotides. NCBI's taxonomy places the organism in Eukaryota, Ciliophora, Oligohymenophorea, Peniculida, Parameciidae. The record is from the annotation of a GenBank genome assembly.